CGUGGCGUCCGCCGCCAUCCUUCUGCUGGGCGGCGCUUCCGCCGGCGUGCGGGUGGGAAUCCGCAGUGGUCUGCGGGUGAUGGAGCGUCGGGCGGGCUCUCGGCUUAGGGCAUGGAUGCUGUUACUGCUCCUGUGCCCGGUGCAGGGCCGCCAGAAGGACUCAGAUACCUGAUGGCGCAGGUAGAGGAACAGACUUGACUCAAGCCCCGACAAGUUACACAAAGAAUCGUUCUUGGCAUUUCCACUACUGGGAAAGGAAGGGGAUUUCUCCAAGUGUUGGUCUUCUGUUGCUUCUGCCUGGUGCUUGGCAAAUACGAAUGCCAAGGGCAUUUAUUCUGUUAACUCUCAUUUCCUUCACUUUUUGAAGGCUCAAAAUGGAAAGUAUUUCUUGACCAAAUUAACAGGGCUUUGGAGAAUUAUGAACCAUGUUCAAGUCAAAACUGCAGCUGCUAUCACGGCGUCAUAGAAGAGGACCUGACUCCUUUCCGAGGUGGGAUCUCCAGGAAGAUGAUGGCUGAGGUGGUCAGGCGGAAGCUAGGAACCCACUACCAGAUCAUUAAGAACCGGUUAUUCAGGGAAGAUGACUGCAUGUUUCCCUCCAGGUGUAGUGGCGUGGAACACUUUAUUUUGGAAGUCAUCCAUCGCCUCCCUGACAUGGAAAUGGUAAUCAAUGUCCGAGAUUAUCCUCAGGUUCCUAAAUGGAUGGAGCCUACCAUCCCCGUCUUCUCCUUCAGUAAGACAUCGGAGUACCAUGAUAUCAUGUAUCCUGCGUGGACAUUUUGGGAAGGGGGCCCUGCUGUGUGGCCACUUUAUCCUACAGGUCUUGGACGGUGGGACCUCUUCAGAGAAGACCUGUUAAGGUCAGCAGCGCAAUGGCCGUGGGAAAAGAAAAAUUCUACAGCAUAUUUCCGAGGAUCAAGGACAAGCCCAGAAAGAGAUCCUCUCAUUCUCCUAUCUCGGAAAAAUCCAAAGCUCGUCGAUGCCGAGUACACCAAAAACCAGGCCUGGAAGUCUAUGAAAGUAAUCAGCAACCGUCUGACUCGAACCACAGCAGUGCUGACUCUAAGAACGUUGCCAUCUGGGUAGAGUUUGAGAUUAGGCUUCCUCUCAGUGGUGAGAUGAGCGCAGAGCAGAUUCCCUGCGAUGGUGUUAGCGAUACUCUGGGAAAGCCAGCCGCUAAGGAUGUACACCUCAUAGAUCACUGCAAAUACAGAUACCUAUUUAAUUUUCGAGGUGUAGCUGCAAGCUUCCGGUUCAAACACCUCUUCUUGUGCGGUUCACUGGUCUUCCAUGUUGGUGAUGAGUGGGUGGAGUUCUUCUACCCACAACUAAAGCCAUGGGUUCACUACAUCCCAGUCAAGACCGACCUCUCCAAUGUCCAGGAGCUGUUGCAGUUUGUAAAAGCGAAUGAUGAUAUCGCUCAGGAAAUUGCUAAAAGGGGAAGCCAGUUCAUCAUAAACCAUUUGCAGAUGGAUGACAUCACCUGUUACUGGGAGAACCUCUUGACUGACUAUUCCAAAUUCCUGUCCUAUAAUGUAACAAGAAGAAAAGAUUAUUAUCAGAUCGUUCCCAGACGUUUGAAAACUGAACUGUAGUAUCCAUCCCAGGACCAGAAUCCUGACAGUGGAUCUGAGAUGCUCUGUGGUGAAAUACCAUGAUCAUGAUGCCUGUACCUUGAACACUUUUGGACAAGCCAAACAUCCAGUUUUCCUUAUCAUGUUGAAGCCAGAGGGACUCUUGAGAAAGAUCUAGUAUGUGUGUAAUGAGCAGAAAUGAAACAGCUCAGCUCUUUGGAAUCAUGAGAUAAGGCUUUGGAACUGCAUUCUAACCAUCGUUUUCCUAUGAUCAGUCACAGCUUGUGCCUCGGGUCAUCUACGUGUGUUAUCACUGUGAAAUGGACUGUGUCCAUCUGAAGAUGCUUUGUCCUGUUAUUUGGAGCAGACCAUCCAUCGUUUGGAACUAGUACAAUACACAAGCAACUCUGAAGUUAUUUUAGGUUUGAUUCUGUUGCUUUAUUUUUAUGUAGAAAUCCUUUGGAGUUUGUGAAAAAUACCACAGCGAUUGCUUCCUCUGGAGUCUGAAGGAGGCCAGUGGCUGUGCUCUGUUUUGUAACUGCAUAAAUUCUCUGGCACUCAGGAGGUUUCCAUAAUGCCUCAGUGGCAUGAGUAACUUCUGCAGUUGGAUUUCAGAUUCCCAUUUUGUGCCUUCAUGCCCUUUUUAUUCUCUCUGAAGGAGAUUAAGAGAAAUUUCCCAGUCCUUUCAGGAAGCAGUCUCACUAAAGAACUAUGCCUCUGUAAUACUAGCACUUCUGAAGCGAGAGGCAGGAAGAUGAAUUCGUGGCCACCCUCAGCUACACAGGAGUUCAAGGAGAGCCCGGCUACAUGAGGUCCUGUCUCACCUUUUGCACAUCUUUUAUUUUGCCAUUUUGAAUUUGUAGCAGCAGGAUCAGCUCAGUUUGCAGAGACUGCAGUCUUCAUAUGUGACCAUAUCAUGAAGUGGCAAUUUAUAGAGCACUCAGCUUUCGCUUUUACUCCGGUAUGAGGUUAUCCUUGGGCUCCAGCAUCACCUCUGAACCUCCUUGGCAGUUGGCGGCUCACAUCUGUGUUCUGUGCCACCGUGCUGCUUUGUCGUUACGCGCCUCUUUCCCCCACGCUCUGUACGCUUACUGAUGGACGAGAAUGACGUUUCUCUGCUCUUGAUGUCUCCAUUAUCAGCACAGUGCCUCACGCAGAGCAGUUACUGAACAGCUAUUGGAAUGAGUGAGUGGGAAUGGAUGGAUACACUCGCCUGGCCUAACUAAAGUCUAUUUUUUAAACUGCUCGGUUGCUUGCUCCAGUGGGGAUGAGAUACACUGUGAGAAAUGGGUCAGUUCAGAUCCUUACUUGCCCUGGAGUAGUAAGGAGUAUCUGUUUUUAAAAACAACAAAAGUUACUCGGCUCUGACUCUUGCCUGUGUACCUCACUGUAGAUGGUAUGCGAAUGGUGGGUAACAGUAUGUCAAGUGUGUGAUUUCGAAAAUGGUUUGUAUGGUCACACUUCUGAAGAUUUCUGUUAUCAUUAAUACUGGUUCGGUCCUAAACGUAACCAUUGGCUCCUCAUUUACUUACUAUAGAAAAGACUACUAUUGUUUUCAAUAUAACCGAAUAUAAUA
This is a messenger RNA of Mus musculus (house mouse), 3150 nucleotides long. RefSeq names its product protein O-glucosyltransferase 1 (gene Poglut1). Gene Ontology annotation, molecular function: glucosyltransferase activity; UDP-xylosyltransferase activity; EGF-domain serine xylosyltransferase activity. Bases 873 to 1595 code for a protein of 240 amino acids. The record is from RefSeq and is a predicted model, not a curated record. Gene Ontology annotation, biological process: protein O-linked glycosylation via xylose; protein O-linked glycosylation via glucose; muscle tissue development. The transcript is spliced from 11 exons. NCBI's taxonomy places the organism in Eukaryota, Metazoa, Chordata, Mammalia, Rodentia, Muridae. Gene Ontology annotation, cellular component: endoplasmic reticulum lumen; endoplasmic reticulum.